Molecule: messenger RNA, 2592 nt
Organism: Hipposideros armiger (great roundleaf bat)
Lineage: Eukaryota; Metazoa; Chordata; Mammalia; Chiroptera; Hipposideridae
Gene: DPF2
Product: double PHD fingers 2
Exons: 12
Coding region: 77-1294 (405 amino acids)
Biological process (GO): nervous system development
Cellular component (GO): nBAF complex
Source: RefSeq, a predicted model, not a curated record
GGUUCCCCGUUAGGUCCCGGCGCCUGCGCUCUGAAAGGCUCCGGGCCUCCCGGCCUGAGAGAGAGGAGCAGGGAAGAUGGCGGCCGUGGUGGAAAAUGUAGUGAAGCUCCUUGGGGAGCAGUACUACAAAGACGCCAUGGAGCAGUGCCACAAUUACAAUGCCCGCCUCUGUGCCGAGCGCAGUGUGCGCCUGCCUUUCUUGGACUCACAGACCGGAGUAGCUCAGAGCAACUGUUACAUCUGGAUGGAAAAGCGACACCGGGGUCCAGGUUUGGCCUCUGGGCAGCUGUACUCCUACCCUGCCCGGCGCUGGCGCAAAAAGCGGCGAGCCCACCCUCCUGAGGACCCGAGACUUUCGUUCCCAUCUAUUAAACCAGACACAGACCAGACCCUGAAGAAGGAGGGGCUGAUCUCUCAGGAUGGCAGUAGUUUAGAGGCUCUGUUGCGCACCGACCCCCUGGAGAAGCGAGGCGCCCCAGAUCCCCGAGUUGAUGAUGACAGCCUGGGCGAGUUUCCUGUGACCAACAGUCGAGCACGGAAGCGGAUCCUAGAACCGGAUGACUUCCUGGAUGACCUCGAUGAUGAGGACUAUGAAGAAGAUACUCCCAAGCGUCGGGGCAAGGGGAAGUCCAAGAGUAAAGGUGUGGGCAGUGCCCGCAAGAAGCUAGACGCUUCCAUCCUGGAGGACCGAGACAAACCCUAUGCCUGUGACAAUAGUUUCAAACAAAAGCAUACCUCGAAAGCGCCCCAGAGAGUUUGUGGCAAACGUUACAAGAACCGACCAGGCCUCAGUUACCACUAUGCCCACUCCCACUUGGCUGAGGAGGAGGGCGAGGACAAGGAAGACUCGCAGCCACCCACCCCCGUUUCCCAGAGGUCCGAGGAGCAGAAAUCCAAGAAGGGUCCCGAUGGAUUGGCCUUGCCCAACAACUACUGUGACUUCUGCCUGGGGGACUCAAAGAUCAACAAGAAGACAGGACAACCCGAGGAACUGGUGUCUUGUUCAGAUUGUGGCCGCUCAGGGCAUCCGUCUUGCCUCCAGUUCACACCCGUGAUGAUGGCAGCAGUGAAGACCUACCGCUGGCAGUGCAUCGAGUGCAAAUGCUGCAACAUCUGUGGCACCUCCGAGAAUGACGACCAGCUGCUCUUCUGUGACGACUGCGAUCGCGGCUACCACAUGUACUGUCUUACCCCGUCCAUGUCUGAGCCUCCUGAAGGAAGUUGGAGCUGCCACUUGUGUCUGGACCUGCUGAAGGAGAAAGCUUCGAUCUACCAGAACCAGAACUCUUCUUGAUGCGGUCACCUGCCCUGCUCCCCCCAUACACCUAGGGCUGUUUCUCUCUUGUUUUUCAUACCCGCCUUUCCCUUCCUCCUCUUUCACAAGUCCAGAGAACCUGGGGGUGGUCAUGCCCACCUGCCUUUGGCAGCAGCAGGCUGAGGUGGCAGCUCUGACUGCCUCUGGCCCCAGGCCCUCAGGGAGAACGGACCAGCACACUGCCCCAAGGUGUACCUGUGGGCCCAGCUUCUCACGGCUCUUCAUGAACUGCAUUCACUCUGCCUGCCUUGGGCCCUGGCCCUGGUGACCACAGGGUUCCAACUGUGUCCUCAGAGAAAGAGUGGGGGUGAGAAAGAGUGGGGGUGCAUCUCACUUCUCUCUCAGCUUUGCCUCCACUUUGGUCCCCCAGAGGUGGGCCAGGCAGAGGCUUCUUUACCAGGAGUAGCGGAGAGUGAGCGACUGAGCAAGCUGAGGUGCCGCUUGCAGGAGCUUUCCAUGCCCUUCCUGCUGCUUCGCCUCACCGUCUCCUUCCUCCAGAGUGGCUGGCUCCCCACAGCCCUCUGUUCCUGCUACCCAGGAUCCUUUGCCCAAGCUAGGAUGCUCUUGGUCACCCUCUGGGCUCUGCCCUGUCCCACGCCAGGGGGAGUAGCAGCUUCACCCUGAUUCUUCCUUGUGCUCGCCUGGCUCACUCUCACAGGUGGUCUCUAGUGACCACAGCAUUCCCCACCCUUGGAAUUUCCUGUCUCUGCCUCCCCUCCUUAUUCCCUUAGAUUUUGUGGGGAGAGGGGAAGCAUCAGGGGGCCAGGCCAGCUGCUGCUUGGGGGUCACAGGGAGACGUUGGAUAAUGUGCCUGUUUUUUAACUCGAUGAAAAAGCCUACCUCCGAAAUCCCCAUUUUGUUUUUCCUGGACCUGGGCGUUCAGCUCCUGCCCUUAACUGGGGCCUCUGCCUCCUGCUCUGUGAAUCCUGGCUCCUGGGUCACAGGGAAGCCACAUACAUGUCCCUUUCUUCCCUUGCACGCUCGCUAGCAGCUGGUAAGGUCUUCACACCCUGAUUCCUAAGUUUUCUGCCUGGUGACACUGACAUUAAGUAGGAGGGACACUCCAUGCCAGGACACCCUGGAGUGGCCUUCCCCUUGGCCAUGGGCAGACCCUAAUUCACUGUCACUUUAGAGCUUUUUUUUUUUUCUCUUCUUUCUACCUUUCUUCCUCCCUCCUCCUCUCUUCUCUCUCUCUCUCUCUCUCUCUCUGUCUCUCUCAAACCCCCUCCCCCAUUCCUAUAUCUAAACAUUAGUACAAAUAAACGUUUUUACAUAGA